Messenger RNA from Aedes aegypti (yellow fever mosquito), 522 nucleotides. Its product is annotated as copper transport protein ATOX1-like. NCBI's taxonomy places the organism in Eukaryota, Metazoa, Arthropoda, Insecta, Diptera, Culicidae. The record is from RefSeq and is a predicted model, not a curated record. Gene Ontology annotation, biological process: copper ion transport. Gene Ontology annotation, molecular function: copper chaperone activity; metal ion binding. Gene Ontology annotation, cellular component: cytosol.
AUGACCGGUUUGCCAACGCACGAAUUCAAGGUGGAAAUGACCUGCACCGGUUGCGCGGGGGCGGUGGAACGGGUCCUCGGAAAGCUAAAAGAAAAAGUCGAAAAGGUGGACAUCGAUUUGGAAAACAAGAAAGUUUUCGUCACCUCGACGCUUUCCUCCGACGAGCUGUUGGAAACCAUCAAGAAGACAGGCAAGGAAACGAGCUACAUUGGACUGAAAGCUUAGACUGCAUGCAAUAUGAAGGUGCGAUUCAGGGACGUUCUCAACUGUAAUUUCCUGGUAAUGAUAUUCUGCGGCAAUUAUAUGAAUGAGUCCAGUUUAUUUUCUUAUGUUACGAGUAUCGAAGCAAACGCGAUUAUGUUAGGAUAGCGUUUUUUGUUCUUAAAUUCGAACGAUUGAACCAGGAAGAAACGGUUAUUGUAUGUAGUAAAUGCGACAGGGAUUACGUACUGUGACUGGUUUAUGUAUGACCUCUAAUGCUAUUAAAAUAUAUUUCAAAUCUAUGUACAAUUGUAAAAUAAA